Messenger RNA from Oncorhynchus keta (chum salmon), 1493 nucleotides. RefSeq names its product opsin 8, group member b (gene opn8b). Gene Ontology annotation, biological process: G protein-coupled receptor signaling pathway. Gene Ontology annotation, molecular function: G protein-coupled receptor activity. The record is from RefSeq and is a predicted model, not a curated record. Gene Ontology annotation, cellular component: membrane. Lineage: Eukaryota; Metazoa; Chordata; Actinopteri; Salmoniformes; Salmonidae. The coding region runs from base 1 to 1320 and encodes 439 amino acids. The transcript is spliced from 5 exons.
AUGUUUUUUACCAGGUUUCGGUUUACCAUCUCAUACCGGCCAGGCUCCCAAAACACCAAAGCCGACGCGCUGUCCCGCCUCUAUGAUACCGAGGAGCGGUCGGUUGAGCCUUACUGUCCAGUGGGGACUCAGUACGGGCCGAGGGGGGUCCGGGACAAGCUGAUCCGCCAGGACCUGGGCUCAGGAAUCACACGAAUGAUGAUAAAAAUUGGAACAGAGGAGCUGUGUACAGGCUACUCCUUGAAGAGGAAGAUGGCCUUUAACGAGCUAUCAAUCUAUGAUGCUGUCACAACUAUAUUGUCCAUUGUGGGGAACCUGCUGGUGCUCAUCAUGGCAUUUAAGCACUCAUCUCACAUGAAGCCCCCGGAGCUGCUGAGUGUCAACCUGGCAGUGACAGACCUGGGAGCUGCUGUCGCCAUGUACCCUCUGGCUGUGGCCUCGGCCUGGAACCACCACUGGCUGGGAGGAGACACCACAUGCAUCUACUACGGCCUGGUAGGCUUCUUCUUUGGCACGGCCAGCAUAAUGACCAUGACCGUGAUGGCUGUGGUGCGUUUCGUCGUCUCCCUCAGCCUCCAGUCUCCCAAGGAGAAGAUCAGCCGGAGGAACGUGAAGCUCCUGUGUUUGUGGACUUGGCUCUAUGCCCUGCUGUGGGCCUGCUUCCCUCUCCUGGGUUGGGGCCGGUACGGUCCAGAGCCCUUCGGCCUUUCCUGCACCCUGGCCUGGGGAGAGAUGAAGGAACAAGGCUUCUCCUUCGUCAUCUCAGUCUUCUCCUUCAACUUGCUGGGGCCCUCCUUCAUCAUCCUCUGUUGCUACUUUGGCAUUGCCUUGAAGCUGUACAUUACCUACAAGUCCCUCGACAACAGCAAAAAUAUCCCAAACAUCAUCAAGAUGCACCGCCGCCUUCUCAUAAUAGCAGUCCUGAUCAGCCUGGGCUUCAUCUUAUCAUGGGCUCCAUACGGUUUGGUGAGCCUGGUGUCUGUCGUCAGGGGCAGUGAGUUCAUCCGGCCAGAGGUGACCAUGCUGCCCUGCCUGUUUGCUAAGUCCUCCACUCUUUACAACCCCCUGAUCUACUAUAUCUUCAGCAAGACCUUUAAGCAGGAGGUGAAGCAGCUGUGUGGUAGAUCCAACGCAUGCCACGCUUCCAGAGCCAGGAACAACAUCACGGACAACGCCAUCUACCUGGUGUGUGACGGCAGCCGGACGGAGAAUGAGGAGAAGGUGGUGGCCACGGUGGCUGGGAGGACCACUGAGGAUAAGUUGUCCUCUGGGAAGAGCCAGAAGAUGGAGACCAGGUUAAACUCAUUCGACAGCCAAUAGGAAGGCCUUGGGGAGGGAGGGGGGAGAGAGGACAUCAUACAGUAUAUAAUUUGAAAUGAGCUAAGACCAAUAUCUAUGAUUUUAUUGUUAUAUGCCUGAAUCAAUUGCUGUUGGCAUGAAAAUAGUUUUUACAUAAAGACAAGUUAUACUUUAAUAAGUACAACUGUUGUGUG